AUGGCGGAAACAACUCGAUUCAAAGAUUUGCAAGCCGAGGUGAGGGGCAUGAGCGAGUCUAUGAAACAGAACGAGACCUCGCUGAAUGCAAAGAUGGAACAAAUGGAAGCCAACACGAAUAAUCGAUUAGACAGGAUAGAGGCCGCCAUUGAAGCUUUCACUAGAGCGCCAGAUGCAAGGUUAGAAAAGAUGGAAGCCGCCAUAGUUGGGUUGGGUAAAGAAGCAGAUAGUCAACAUCGUAACAUCGAACGACUCAACCAAUUGGUAUUGGCGUUGGAAUCCAGAACCGAAGUGGAACAUAGCGAUGGGGGAAUGUAUUCGGGUGGAACAGGGGGGAACCAGCACCACUAUCAUUCUAAGCAGGUAAAAGUGGAUUUCCCAAAGUUUGGUGGUACUGACCCUUCCCAUUGGAUCUUCCGGGCAGAACAGUACUUUGAGUACUAUGGUACCCCAGAGCCGCAUAAACUGGUUCUGGCUGCCAUAAACAUGGAGGGCGACGUCGUACCCUGGUUCCAACUUUUGCAGAAGACAAAGGUGAUACACAAUUGGGCUUCACUCACUCGGGCUGUUGAGACAGAGUAUGGCCCGUCACUGUUGGAGAAACCCAGGUCCAAGUUGUUCAAGCUGAUGCAUACAGGCCUAGUGGAAGACUAUUGCAGAGAGUUCAUGGCCUUAGCCAAUCGGACCGAAGGGAUUUCGGAUGAUGCCCUUAUUGAUUGUUUUACCAGCGGUCUGAAAACAAAUGUGAAACGAGAAGUAAUAUCCCGCCGACCUCCCACAUUGCAAAAGGCGAUUGAACUUGCUAAAAUAUAUCGCUGUGAUGAGGAAAUGGCCGGAACGUUGAAGACAAAGGCAAGCUCAAAUCCUGCGGGGUCCAACUUUAGAGGGGGAAAUAGCUCGUUCACUUUAGGUGUCGGGCCGAAGAACGCAUUGCCUCCGCUACUCCCUACUCCGAAUGUUAAACCGAUGUCACAAGUCAAGAAGAUGUCACCGGCAGAGAUGAUGAUACGCAGGGAAAAGGGGUUGUGUUACACCUGUGAUGCCAAAUUCACACCCAAUCACCGCUGCCCAAAUAAGCAAUACAUGCUUAUUGAAUGUGAGGAACUUGAAAAGAACGCGAGGCACGAGCCCCAUUCGCAGACUGAUGAGCUCAAAGAAGACUUAGACGGGGAAGAAAUGACGAUUCACCAUCUUUCGCUCCACGCUUACCACGGUUCACCUGGGAAGGCUACCAUCCGCUUCGUAGGAGUGAUUGGAGGUACGGAGGUCCAAAUAUUAUUAGAUGGGGGCAGUUCUGACAGUUUUAUACACCCUAGAAUUGCUCAACACUUGGGGUUAGCCAUCGAGAAGACGAAGAAUGUCAGGGUAAUGAUAGGAGAUGGAAAUGCUAUGAGGGGAGAAGGGGUGGUCAGAAACUUGGCUGUGAACAUUCAGGGGUAUAAACUCGAAUUCCUUGCUUAUGUUCUUGCUAUCGCUGGGUCGGACUUAGUCAUUGGGCCGUCUUGGCUGGCUACCUUGGGUCCACACAUUGCCAAUUAUACGAUUGGGGAGUCUUAUAUCAAGUUUGCGCUAGGCGAUGAUUUUAUUACCUUAAGAAGGACUAACCAAGCUGUAGUUGCCCAGGCAGGGUAUCACCAUUUACAACGGUUGGUUCACACAAAAGCAAUCUUAGAAUGUUAUGUACUGGAGCUGAACACGUUUGAUUCGGAACCCGACCCUAACAUAGAGGACAAGGGCGACAUAAAUCCUGACUUACAAGGUAUCAUACAAGAUUUUAGUUCGGUGUUUGACAAGCCUCAUGAUCUUCCACCGAACAGGGAGCAUGAACAUCGGAUUAUCUUGCAUGAGGGAGUCGGACCAGUGAAGGUAAGACCUUACCGAUAUCCUUUUAGUCAAAAAGCUGAAAUAGAAAAGAUGGUCCAGGAAUUAUUAAAUGAUGGCUUCAUACAACCCAGUACCAGUCCAUUCUCUGCUCCAGUGAUUUUAGUAAAGAAGAAAGACGGCACGUGGAGGUUCUGUGUGGACUAUAGGGCCCUUAAUGCGGUUACAGUAAAAGACUCUUUCCCAAUGCCCAUAGUGGACGAAUUGUUAGAUGAGUUGGGGGGUUCAGUGUUCUACACAAAGCUGGAUUUACGAUCUGGGUACCAUCAAGUCCUCAUGCAUCCUCCAGACAGAGAAAAGACUGCCUUCAGAACACAUCAGGGACUGUAUGAGUGGUUAGUAAUGCCCUUCGGACUUUCCAAUGCACCAGCAACCUUCCAGGCUCUAAUGAACUCUGUCUUCAAACCAUUCCUGAGGAAAUUCGUAUUGAUUUUCUUUGAUGAUAUUUUAAUAUAUAGCGCCACGUGGCUACAGCAUUUACAACAUGUGGCAGAAGUUUUGGAGGCGAUGGCAAGGCAUAAACUCUUUGCUAAGUUCUCUAAAUGUUCAUUUGGCAAGACUAAGGUUGAGUACUUGGGACAUGUGAUUUCAGCCAAUGGAGUAGAGGUGGAUCCCACCAAGAUUAAUUCGGUCCUGCAGUGGCCAACUCCUCAAUCAGUAACACAAUUACGAGGAUUCUUAGGACUUUCAGGCUAUUACAGGCGUUUUAUUCGCCAAUAUGCUAAUCUGGCCAGUCCUCUUACCAAGUUGCUCCAUAAGGAUGCUUUUCACUGGUCACCGGAAGCACAAACGGCAUUUGAUCAACUCAAAAGUGCACUGACACAAGCUCCUAUCCUAGCCCUGCCAGAUUUUUCAAAGACUUUUAUUCUAGAGACAGAUGCUUCUGGAGUUGGCAUUGGUGCAGUAUUGAGCCAGAAUGGGCACCCUAUUGCUUAUUUCUCGAAACAGAUCUCUCCUAGGAUGCAAGCGCAAUCUGCCUAUGUUAGGGAGCUGUAUGCCAUCACUCAAGCAGUGGCGAAAUUCAGACAUUAUUUGUUUGGCCAUCACUUCAUAAUUCGAACAGAUCAGGAGAGUUUGAAACAUAUCAAGGGACAAAUUAUACAAACACCUGAGCAGGAAGCUUAUCUCCCGAAAUUGAUGGGGUACGAUUUUUCGAUAGAAUACAAGCCUGGCAAGAGUAAUGCAGCAGCUGACGCCUUGUCUAGAAUAACGCAUAUGGGCUUGGUGAGGAUAUAA
Molecule: messenger RNA, 3117 nt
Organism: Neltuma alba
Lineage: Eukaryota; Viridiplantae; Streptophyta; Magnoliopsida; Fabales; Fabaceae
Exons: 1
Coding region: 1-3117 (1038 amino acids)
Source: RefSeq, a predicted model, not a curated record